UUGUAUAUUUUUGCUCUGUUUUUUCCUCCCCUGUUUGCUAUCACGAUGGAGUUGUGGGAACAAAAGAUGACAAGCUGCACGCCAGUCCUCCCUCUGUGCUGACAGCAGGAAGGUUCCAUUUGCAGCAAAUCCAACCGAUUCCUCUGCACAACCAUUCUUCCCCCGCGCAUUCGCUACCGCACCAAGGUUUUCCCACCCACCGUUUACAGCACCUUUCAAACUUUUUUGUGUUAUCCUAACGUAAUUGUUAAAAAAGGCGAACAAUUACGUUAGGAUAACACAAAUGUCGGCAUAAUGUCCCAAACAGAGGUCGGACAAGAUGUUUCUAUGUCAUGAGCUGUGUGUGUGACCCACAACUUUAAGAAAUUUCUUUAUCUUCGAGCACAGGCAUGCCGUGACAUACGCGUCAUAGAACAUGCUUCAUAUGUAUGUUACUUGGAACUUGAGUACGUCCGAAAGGGCCAUUUUGGGAUUUAAUUACAAUGGUCAAACUGAAGUGUGUGGUUCAAAGCUUCCCGGAAAUGAGACCCUUUUUAUGCUUUAUUAAUUCUUCAGAAUCCUAAACGUUCACUAUAACUGCAAUUUCACUACAUUGGUCAAAAUCAAGUGUGUGGUUCAGAGCUUCCCGGAACUGAGACCCUUCUUAUGCUUUAUUUAUUCUUCAGAAUCCUAAACGUUCACUCUAAUUGCCGUUGUCCGGUCUAAGGGGGUUUUAGAGUUCACAGACAUUAAACAUGAGAACUGAAGUGGGAGUCCGACGGCAUCAGGGAGCUCCUCAAGGUUGUACGGAGGAAGAAAUUGAAGAGAUUGAAGAAGUUAUCCUUCAAGAGAGUAAUCCUCCUCAGGAGGAAAUUUAUGUGGCCGUUGGAAAAGACGUCUGCGAGAGCGUCAGUGCUGUCAAAUGGGCGCUGCAAAACUUGAGUAAUAGAGAAGAAACCCUAAUAAUUCUUCUUCAUAUUCAGCUUCCACUUCGCAGCAUACCAACACCCAUGGGCAAACUUCCGGUGAACCAAGUAAGCGAGGAUGUCGUGGCCGCCCACCUCAGGGAGAAAAAGGAGGAGCUCAACAGUCGCAUGCAAAAAUAUUUGGAUAUUUGCACAAAAGCCCAGGUCAAAGCAGAGAUUUUGUUUGUUGAGAAAGAUGAUGUUGCCAAAGGAAUUGUUGAAGUGGUCUCAGAGAAGGGCGUCGAGAAGCUUAUCAUGGGAACAACUUCAGCCGGUGGUGCUAUAUCUAGGAGGAUGAGGAUGAGAACUCGAGGCAAAGCGGAUUAUGUAAGAAGGCACGCCAUCGAGUCCUGCGACGUCUGGAUUGUGUGUAAAGAAAAGCUGGUAUUACACAAGGAAAGCUCUCCAGUAGAUGAUGUAGCCCAGAAAUGUAAGAGAUUCAGAACUCCUUCGUCUGAUUUGCUGAGAGAACGGUCGGAACCGUGUACAGUUGAGCCUUCUUCGGAAAUCUGUCACAGAUCGGCUUCAGCACCGCCAAACUUCGGUGGGGAUCUGCAAAUCUGCAAGAGAGAUAGUACGUCUACUUGGUCCGAAGAAGUGAACGACUCAAAAAGAACGUUCACGAUCGAUAAAGAUUCCUCUCGUUCGGAAUCAGUAGAUCUCCAUUUUGAUGAAGUAUACGCUUAUGACACUGUUCAGCCUCAACCCCAAGGAGGAAACCAGGAUGCACUUGCGGAUGUUGAAACCUUGAAAGAGCAGCUCAGGCAGGCUUUGAAAGUGGCUGAGAAUGCCAGAGUAGAAUCGCAAAAGGAGACCGCCAAACGCAAAAAGGCAGAAGCGGCUGCGGUUAAAGCGAGCUACAGAAUUAAAGAGCUUGAAUCCAUCUAUAAAGAAACAAUGAAAGAGAAAGAAGAGGCGACCUCGUCCUUAAGGCUUGCCAAAGAGAAAUGCCAAGAAUUUAGCAGGCGACAAACCGAGGUUGAAGAAACUCUUCAGUCAAUGGCUGAUAAGAUAAAUCAAAUCUCAUGUGAAAGAAAAGAAGCUAUUUUUAAGCUCCAGGCAGAACGGCAAAAGCUUGCAGCGACGGUAGAACAAAAUCACCGCAUUUUGCAGGAGAAAGAAGCUCAAAUUAAAUUUCUUCAAGAUUGCUUGAAUUCGAGGCCGCCUCUCCAAACCCUGCCCUCGUCCUCGUCCUCUUCUCAAAAUCUUGAUUUCAGCGAGUACACCUUUGACGAAAUCAAAGAAGCGACAUCUAAUUUCUCGGAGCAUUUCAAAAUUGGUCAAGGAGGCUAUGGCAUCGUUUACAAGGGCGAAACAAGGCAAACAACCAUCGCAGUCAAAAUUCUCAGGGAAAACAGUUUACAGGGCCGGCGGGAGUUCGAACGCGAGAUCGACAUUUUAAGAGAAGCACGGCAUCCACAUUUGGUCAGGGUUGUGGGAGCCUGUUUCGAGCAAGGUUGUGUAAUCUAUGAAUAUAUGUCCAAUGGAUCCCUAGCAGAAUAUCUGAGCUCCUCAGAAGCCCGGCGGCCUCUCCCUUGGCAAGCUAGAAUUCGCAUCGCCGCCGAAAUUUGCUCUGCUUUACAAUAUCUGCACAGUUUCAAGCCAGAUCCCAUCGUCCACCGCGAUCUUAAGCCCGAAAAUAUACUCCUUGACGAAAAUUAUGUAAGCAAAAUAAGCGACUUCGGCCUGGCUCGUCCUCUGCCGCUUGAUUCGCAAUCUGAAUCGGAGCCAAAAGGCACAUUUUGUUACAUGGAUCCAGAAUACCUUACAAGCGGUAAAUAUUCUACCAAAUCCGAUGUUUACAGCCUGGGAAUUAUCAUUCUUCAGCUGCUAACGGGGAAACCAGCUCUGCGACUGAUACAAGAGGUCAAACGAGCUCGAGAUUGUGCAAAAUUGGAGCAGAUCUUGGAUCCUUCAGCCGGUGAUUGGCCAUUUGCGCAGGCUUCUCAACUGUUUCAUCUUGCUUUGCAGUGGACAGAUCGGUUUAGGGAAAAGAGGCCCGAACUUCAACCGACUGUGAUGAAAAUGUUGAAUGAGCUACGAAGUUUCGCCGUCCCUGCAUCGAAUGCCAGCAGAUCCGUUGAACGCGGUCAAAAGGGAGUUCAAAAAGCUGACGAAAUACAUGUUCCUGGUUUCUUCCUCUGUCCAAUAUUUAAGGAGAUUAUGCGGGAUCCUUACGUUGCUACAGAUGGCUUUACAUAUGAAAAGGAGGCGAUACAAGGAUGGUUUGAUCGCGGAAAAGAUACAUCACCCAUGACCAACAAGAAACUUGGGGAGAAGAAUUUGAUCCCAAACAUUUCUCUUCGAUCAACCAUUCGACAGUGGGAAGAAAGAGGACACCUUUACUAAAUCAACUGUAUCUUGGCAUAUGGUUUGCACUGUGAGUAAUGUCCAUAGUUUCAAAACAUUUCUAUUUUGUUCGACUGUAAUAAUACCACUGUAAAAAAUUUGUAAAUAGAUAUUGAAAAUAAAUUGCGUUUAUA
This is a messenger RNA of Cryptomeria japonica (Japanese cedar), 3427 nucleotides long. RefSeq names its product U-box domain-containing protein 33. Gene Ontology annotation, molecular function: ubiquitin-protein transferase activity; ATP binding; protein kinase activity. Gene Ontology annotation, biological process: protein phosphorylation; protein ubiquitination. The record is from RefSeq and is a predicted model, not a curated record. The transcript has 9 exons. Bases 735 to 3293 code for a protein of 852 amino acids. Lineage: Eukaryota; Viridiplantae; Streptophyta; Pinopsida; Cupressales; Cupressaceae.